AUCAGCGCUUGGGAUUUGUAAGUGCUUCCGACCAUUCCUCUCACACUCAGAACAAACGGGGUGACAAACGUUUGCCACCUAAUACAAUUCUUCUGCAGCUCCAUCGAUCUCGAUCCAGAUUGCUUCUUUGGUUUGUUGCCUGCCCCAAUAAGCUGAGCUGAGAAAUGGAUCACAUUAUCCAAGAUCUAUCUGUUUGAUUUGAUGCCAAGAUAGGCUACCCUCAGUGCAUAAAAUAGUACCAGUAGCGCCAGUUAGUUCCGUCUAUAAUAAGCGAUUGUCCUGCUUUGACAGAUACCAAGAAAUUAAUCGCAACCAUGCCAAUGUCAGAGCGAUGUCCACAGAGGCGACGACGGAGAAAGGUCUGUAUGUUGCUGCACGCUCUACUGGUAGUAUCCAUUGCCUGUGCCUUUCCAUUCCGAGAUUCGACUCCUCCAGGUGUCGCUGCCUUUAGCUUGGCGAGUAUUUUCCCUCGAAGAACACAGCAACAGCAAAAGAAAUCCAAUGGCAAUCAGGAAGUACUCGUCACGACGUCUCCGACAACGGCCACGCAAGAUAUACUGCGGCAGCAGCCACAACAACAGCAAGAGCUGCGAAGCAAUGUGUACAUUACCGAGUCUUCCAGUGCCAUGCCCAUGCCCAUGGAUAAUCUUCCCACACAACAUCAUCAUUCCCACGAACCAGCAGAGACUACAAAUGGAUGCAAUGGCGACAGCAAUCAUCAUGGAGAGGAAGAACAGAGUGUCCAUUUGCAGCUGCAAAUGAUGCAUCAACCCACCAGAACUACUCGCAGCAGUAGUAGUAGUCUUUUGCUAGAAGAAGAGGAAGACACUACCAUGGCGGAAGAAGAAGAAGAAGCAGCACAGCAGCAAAUAAUGCAGCAGCAGCAGCUUAAAUCCACAAGAGUGGUUGUUCAUACCUACGUCGAUCCUGCCACGCAACAAAGCUGGGUGGGCUUGAAUACUUCCAGACGCAAGUUCGUGGCCUUUUUGGAAUACAACCACAUGACACUGGAGAAUCCAAGAGCUCAGAUUGUCACUACCAACGUUCUGCUUGCUGAUGGAAACCAUCCUUCAGAAGAAGGAGACUGCCGACAGUUCUGGAGACGACUGUGGAAAGAACGACGUCUCAUUACGGAUCGCACCGAACUGCUAGCGGUGUACCAAAGCGACGCGGACGAUGACCUUGAUGGCACCGACACGGCGACCACCACGGAAGCCAAUGGUAUUGCUAGUAAUAAUUCACGACAACAACAGCACAAAAAGAGAGGAGGAUUUCGAGAUUUGCUCGAUCUAUACGCCAACCGACUAGUUGCCAUUCUACAGGAUGAACUGCACGAUGAACGGACUCCACCCGAUGCCAGAUAUCGAUCGUCUCUGGUCCGGGCUAAACAACGCAAUCGAUAUGGGCAACCACAAGAUCCCUCCUCGGACGAACAAAGCGAUCAUCGGAUCUUGGUCAAAUGGCUAGAAGAUCACUAUGGUGUGUCGGAGACCCUCAUGUUGCAAGCAUCCAGGUUCCACACGCUACCAGUACCGGCACAACUAGAACUCAUGCAUCACUUUUUGCAAUGGUUUCGAAAUCACUUUCCAUACUACUACGAUCGAUGUGAUGCCUGUGGAGCAUCGCAAAAGGAUGAUCUCGCCAAUCACCAGCAUUUGGACGAAGAGGAGGAUGACGACGACGAUGAUGAUCAGUCUACCUUUUUGGGAUACAUUUACACCGAUGAAUACGAAGCGGUGGGCAAAGCCAGUCGCACCGAACUCUAUCACUGCCACAAGUGUCGCAGCUUUACACGAUUCCCGCGAUACAAUUCUGCAUUUGAUAUCAUCCAGAGUCAACGAGGACGCUGCGGUGAAUACAGUCUCUUGUUGUACCGAUUCCUCCGAGCCCUCAAUCACGAUGCUCGCUGGGUGGUCGAUUGGGCCGAUCAUGUAUGGGCCGAAGUCCUCAUUGGCGAUAGCAAAGAUCAUCGAUGGGUGCAUUUGGAUCCCUGCGAAGCCGCCGUAGAUAAGCCCCUGCUCUACGAAGAAUGGGGAAAGAAGCAAACCUACAUUGUCGCCCUAUAUGCCCCACUGCGGUAUCAGGCCAUGCAACAACUUCAGAAUCGUGGCGGCGGAUUUCUGGGAAAUCUUCGGGUCCUCAAUGGAUUCCGAGAUCAUCAUAAUGGUGACAAUAACAGCUACCACAACAGUGUCGACGCCAAGGCAUGUCUUGUGGAGGAUGUCACACAGCUGUACACAACAGACAGCUGGGAAGAUAUAUGUAAACGUAGGGAAGAAACACACGAAGAGGUUCAGAGCGCUAUUCAUGAUGCCAUUCAAGACCUGGAACGAAAGCUAUUCCGGUGAUAUGCAAUAAUACACACACAAAAUCAAUAACGAUGUGAGAGAUAGGUAAGAUGGGUUCAGGUGCCACCGAACUGGUGGCAUUCUUCUCCAAAGCAGCAACCUACAGCGCCUCUCUCUGGUUCACGGAACUGUACAAAAAGCACACUACGCUCAGAGCAUACAUUUAGAAACAAACAUAAUUCAACCAAGGUUUGUUUUUCUGAGCUGCAAACUGUGCAUAGCAGUUUUGAGUUUGUCCGACCCACCUCCGUUACCAGCUACAGCGAGUGUACUUCCCACCAUCCACCACUGUUUGCCCAGCUACCCUUCAAGGAACCACGGCUGCAAUCCUAGAGUGCUAAGCAAGUCUUCGAACUUAAGGAUUUGCUAGCUAGUGGAGUCUACUUGAGUCGAGUCCACACAGCUUGCUAGGUCAUUUUCCACACCAGUUGAUCCCAAGUCAUAUUAUGGGCCUUGCACUUUUGCUGCUUUUUGUGCAGGUUCUUGAGCACCUAUCUGGGCUCGACUGUCACUCGACUCGUUCGUACUCCUCUCUUUCCCUGGACUCGCUCUUUCUAGCUACAUGUCAGCAAAUGAGCUGGAUGAGACAAGGGCUGCAAGACUGCUGUGGAGGCAGAUAAGAUUGCACGCUGCUUUUCACACCAAGCAGAGGCCCUUGAGGUGUAGCCGCUCCAUUGGAUCUCUAAACAUCAUCUUCAGUUGUACCUUUGUACGUAUACUUGUGU
Seminavis robusta is the source of this 3073-nucleotide messenger RNA. The record is from the annotation of a GenBank genome assembly. NCBI's taxonomy places the organism in Eukaryota, Bacillariophyta, Bacillariophyceae, Naviculales, Naviculaceae.